Molecule: messenger RNA, 1724 nt
Organism: Fukomys damarensis (Damara mole-rat)
Lineage: Eukaryota; Metazoa; Chordata; Mammalia; Rodentia; Bathyergidae
Gene: Tmem135
Product: transmembrane protein 135
Exons: 15
Coding region: 67-1443 (458 amino acids)
Source: RefSeq, a predicted model, not a curated record
GGCCGCCGGUGUCGCUCCUUCCCGAGCCCCGGCCGUCCCCCUCCCGGCCCCUCCGUGCUUCUCGUCAUGGCGGCCCUCAGCAAGUCCAUCCCUCAUAGCUGCUACGAGAUCGGCCACACUUGGAACCCUUCCUGCCUGGUCUCCUUCCUGCAGAUCACUUGGGACGCCCUGGAGGAGUCCCUGAAGAUCUAUGCCCCACUGUACUUGAUUGCAGCAAUUCUCCGGAAACGAAAAAUUGACUAUUAUUUAUACAAACUGCUUCCUGAGAUCCUACAAUCUGCUUCAUUUUUGACUGCUAAUGGAGCCUUCUAUAUUGCUUUCUUUUGCCUUCUCAGGAAGAUACUUGGAAGAUUCUACUCAUGGACUCCUGGCUUUGGUGCCGCUUUACCAGCAUCUUACAUAGCCAUUCUAAUUGAAAGGAAAAGCAGGAGAGGGCUGCUCACAAUUUAUAUGGCCAACUUGGCCACAGAGACACUAUUUAGAAUGGGGGUGGCAAGAGGAACCAUUACAACAUUAAGAAAUGGAGAGGUCCUUUUGUUCUGCAUCACAGCGGCCAUGUAUAUGUUCUUUUUCAGGUGCAAAGAUGGUUUGAAAGGAUUUACAUUUUUGGCACUUAGGUUCAUUGUAGGGAAGGAAGAAAUUCCCACACAUUCUUACUCACCAGAGGCAGCAUAUGCAAAAGUGGAACAAAAAAGAGAGGAACAUAAGGAAAAACCAAGAAGAAUGAAUAUAAUCACUCUAGUUAAGAAAUUUGUGGAUUCAAUAUGUAAGCAUGGACCAAGGCAUAGGUGUUGCAAACACUAUGAAGAUAAUUGCAUCUCUUAUUGCAUUAAAGGCUUUAUCAGAAUGUUUAGUGUGGGAUACUUGAUCCAGUGCUGCCUCAGAAUCCCCUCUGCAUUUAGGCAUCUGUUUACACAGCCAUCCCGGCUACUUUCCCUAUUCUACAAUAAAGAAAACUUCCAGCUCGGGGCUUUUCUUGGCUCUUUUGUUAGUAUAUACAAGGGUACUAGUUGCUUCUUGCGCUGGAUCAGAAAUCUGGAUGAUGAACUUCAUGCUAUUAUAGCUGGAUUUUUGGCAGGUAUAUCAAUGAUGUUUUACAAAAGUACAACAAUUUCCAUGUAUUUAGCUUCCAAAUUGGUGGAGACAAUAUAUUUCAAAGGCAUCCAAGCAGGGAAGGUUCCCUAUUUUCCUCAUGCAGAUACUAUCAUUUACUCCAUCUCUACAGCAAUUUGUUUCCAAGCAGCUGUAAUGGAAGUUCAGAACUUGCGACCGUCUUACUGGAAAUUCCUUUUAAGGCUCACCAAGGGAAGAUUUGCUAUAAUGAAUCGAAAAGUCCUUGAUGUUUUUGGUACUGGUGCAUCUAAACAUUUUCAAGAUUUCAUCCCCAGAUUGGAUCCAAGAUACACAGUUGUAGCACCAGAGUUACCCAUAGAGUUUUCUUGAAGAUGACUAUAAUUUAUUGAUGUGGAUAUAUGUCUCAUCAUUUUAUGCUGAAGAGUUAAUUAUGUUUAACACAGAGAAGGGGGCCCAAGCUCAAACUUCAGUGUUAUUUCAUUGAGAGAUUUUUUGUUUUGUUUUGUUUUCUUACCAAUCAGAAAUACAGAAGCUUUUUAGGAAGGUGUUGCUUAAUAAUUAAGCUUCCUCUAUAGCCAGAAUCUAAUUCUGAAAUCACAAUAGUGGUUGACAUUAUGAUGUAUUAUUGAUUAAGUUAUUUCCAUAAACAA